Molecule: messenger RNA, 1541 nt
Organism: Humulus lupulus (European hop)
Lineage: Eukaryota; Viridiplantae; Streptophyta; Magnoliopsida; Rosales; Cannabaceae
Product: putative oxidoreductase C1F5.03c
Exons: 2
Coding region: 28-1299 (423 amino acids)
Cellular component (GO): cytoplasm
Molecular function (GO): oxidoreductase activity
Source: RefSeq, a predicted model, not a curated record
CUUACAAAGCUUCCCGCAAAAAUAGUUAUGGCGGCGGUGACAAUUCGACUUUCGCCGCCAAUUCCAGUGUCACUCCCUCCGAUUCUCCGACAACGCCGAAUCCGAAAAAUCUCCACCGUAAUCCGUUUAUCGACCUCCAUGGACUCUCAACACAACCGCCCCGAACGAGUUGUCGUAUGCGGCGGCGGAGUCAUCGGGGUAUGCACAGCUUACUUUCUUGCCAAGAACGGCGCCGCCGUCACCCUCGUCGAGAAAUCUUCCGUCGCGUGCGCCGCCUCAGGUAAAGCCGGAGGAUUUCUCGCGCUAGACUGGUGCGACGGUGGACCCGUAUCUUCUCUCGCCCGCGCUAGCUUCAAUCUCCACCGUUCGCUCUCCGAAGAGCUCGAUGGCCCCCAAUACUACGGCUACAGACCCGUCGACACUCUCAGCCUCACUGUCACAGAGACCCAGAAUGAGAAUCCUCCCUCCGGUUCUCGAUCCUCCGGUAGGUCCAGUUUGCCGUCGUGGGUCGAUGGUACUACAGCUCGGGGCCCAAGAACUAUUGGGACCGUCGAAACCACGGCUCAGGUUCAUCCCCAGCUCUUUACGAGGACGCUGAUUUCGAAAGCCGUGGAGAGUUACGGCGUCGAGGUGGUGAUGGGGAAGGUGGAACGAGUUGAGGCGGAGGAAGGUCGAGUUAACUCGGUGGUGCUUGAAGGGGGCAGGGUGGUGGAGUCGGACGCCGUCGUUUUGGCACUCGGACCAUGGUGUGGGAAGUUUGAGCUAUUGUCGUCGUUGUUUAGAGUUUCGGCUCUCAAGGCUCAUAGCAUUGUUUUGGAGCCUAAAGAACCUGGUUUGAUAACCCCUCAUGCCCUUUUCUUGAGCUUCUACCCUUCUAAUGGAGGAAAGCCAUUGGACCCAGAAGUUUAUCCUCGUCCAACAGGGGAGGUGUACGUAUGUGGAAUGUCAGCGGAGGAGGAUGUUCCCGAAGACCCGGAGCAGAUCGUGGGCAAACCAGAAUCAAUACAGGUGCUUAAGACGGUGGCCGGCAGUGUGUCGAGUCAUCUAAGGGAAGGAGAGGCCCAAGUGAAGGCCGAGCAAGCUUGCUUUCUGCCAUGUACAGACGACGGAGUCCCCAUAAUCGGGGAGGUUCCUGGGAUCAAGGGCUGCUACGUUGCCACGGGACAUAGUUGUUGGGGAAUUCUGAAUGGUCCGGCCACUGGGGCUGCCAUGGCCGAGCUUGUGCUUGAAGGGCGUGCUGCCAUUGUUGAUCUCAGUCCAUUUAGCCCUGCCAGGUUUGUUAGGCGUAGUAAGCGUUAAGACUCAAUAAUGGGAUGAGUUUCGAGUGUUGUAUAGUUGUUAUUGCUUGACCUUAUCACAGAAUAAGAAGAGGGUAUUAGUAAAUAAUCAAAAAAAAUUAUUGAAUCACUCUAGUUCAUAUCACAGUUAAGAGGGUCUUGUUUUGAGCAUUUUGAUGAUCGAAGUACAUGUUCAAGACUACUCAAAACACUAUCAUUCGUGGUUGUAUUUAUUUAUACCAAGUUUUAUUUUUUUUCUAAGCA